CUUGCUGACUGACUCUCCUUUGCAGCUAAAGGAGCAGAGCCCUCAGAAAGGGGUGACACAGGAAGUGCCAGAGCUAGGAUGUGAACCCGGGUUCUAGACUGGUUUAAAAUCCAGAAUGCCCCUUGGACUAGGCCGGGGAUCGAUCAGAUUAAUAAAUGUUCAGGCUGUCUUGCAAUGGAAGGAUGCCUGGCCACAGAAACAGCCAAAGUGGUGAAGUGGAGAGAAUGUUGCGCCUCAGGAAGAGCUGAGUUUUAAUGUUGCUUCAGAUCCUAGCUGCCGUGUGACCCUGGACAAAUUACUGAACUGCUGUGUGCCUCGGUUUCCCCAUCAGUAAAAUGGAGACACUGAUGGCAUCUGCUUCCCAAGGCUAUUGCAUUCAGGAGCCACAGAUGCGUGUUGAGCAGGGGAAUAAAUGUGAUCAGACCUGUUCCUCCAGAAGAUUUGCUUUGGCUCUAGUUUGAAGGAUGGAUUAGAGAAGGGAAGAGACUGCAGGUAGGGAGACCUACCACAAGGCUUCAGGGAAGAGCUUCAGGUCUAUGACACAAAAUGACCCUCACAGUGAAGAUUCUCAUCCUUAAACAAGAAGACCAAACCAGAGGUUGUGAUGAACAUGCCACUGAAUCAGAUCUCUGUCAUUCCAGCUCGAGAUGCUACCUCUGUCAGGGUCUCCAGGAGUAAGACCAAAGAAAAAGAUAGGGAAGAGCAGAAUGAGAAGACUUUGAGGCAUUCCAUGAGUUGUUCAAGUCAUAUUUCUAAGGCUGGAAGUCCAACAUGCCCAUCAGCUCCCCAUGGCUUCUCUCGCACAUCUGUUACCCCAUCUAACCAAGACAUCUGCAGUUCCAGUGCAGUGUUUUCUGAAUGUUGUCAUCACAGUCCCGUGCAGUCAGCUGUUGUCUUGAAAUCUGCUCUCUGCCAGAGUUCUCUGACACAAGGGGUCACUGUGACAGUGAUCUGUAAAGACACAUUACAGGCCUCAAAGAAAAACUCCUCUGGUCCAGAAUGGAUCCAGGCCUUAAAGCCUCCUAAGAAUACCAAAGCCAGAAGAACUCUCAAGUUCUCCAAGUCCCUCAAUGAUGUGGUCGAGAAGGCCCAGAAUACUAUGGAGAAUUUUGACUGUGUAGAAAGAACUUAUUCUGAAGGAAAAUUAGCACCACCUCAAGACCAGUGCCUCAGGAUGAACAAAUUUCACCAUAAGGAAAAACAGAUUCUCAAUCUGAAGCCUCUUGUUUUUGGCAAUUAUAAACACUCAUAUGUCCCAUCAUUUUCAGCCAAUCAUUCAAGCACCUUUGGAAUAGGAGCCAACCAAGGGAGUUUCACCAUCCCAUCCCUUGAAGAGAAAGCAGAUAAUGAGGCAGCCUUGAAAAGCAAACGAUUGCUCUGUUACCUCUUUUCCUUCUCUCACAGUUCAAGCACCAGCAGUUUGCACAAGUUCCAUGAGCUGGAAAGCUGCUCUGCUGGCUUGCUGGCAGCUAAAUCUUCCAGUGUGUUGGUGGGGAGCACAGGCUUCUGCUCAGAUGAUAUGGGGGAUGAUGAUGUCUUUGAGGACAGUGUAUCCUCCAAGCUGAAAAACAAGGAGAUACGGGCACCACUCUGCUCCACUGAGAAAGAUAGUGACCUGGAUUGCCCUUCUCCCUUCUCUGAAAAGUUUACCCCCUUAUCCCCUGUGUCAACAUCAGGAGACACAUGCAGGAUAUGUCACUGUGAAGGAGAUGAUGAGAAUCCUCUUAUUACACCCUGUCACUGCACAGGAAGUCUUCAUUUUGUCCACCAAGCCUGCCUGCAGCAGUGGAUCAAAAGUUCGGACACACGAUGCUGUGAACUCUGCAAAUACGAGUUCAUAAUGGAGACCAAAUUAAAGCCUUUAAGAAAAUGGGAAAAAUUGCAGAUGACAUCCAGUGAACGGAGGAAGAUUAUGUGCUCUGUAACAUUCCAUGUCAUUGCAAUCACCUGUGUGGUAUGGUCCUUGUAUGUCCUCAUAGACCGGACUGCUGAAGAGAUUAAGCAGGGACAGACAACUGGGAUUCUAGAAUGGCCCUUUUGGACUAAACUGGUAGUCGUGGCCAUAGGCUUCACUGGUGGACUUCUCUUUAUGUACGUACAGUGCAAAGUAUACGUACAAUUAUGGAAGAGACUUAAGGCUUAUAACAGAGUGAUCUAUGUCCAGAACUGUCCAGAAACAAGUAAAAAGAAUAUCUAUGAAAAACCUGCACUAACAGAGCCAAAUUUCGAAAGUAAAGAUGGGCGGCAUGGGGCCUGCCACUCUGACACAAACUCUUCCCAUUACACAGAACCUGAAGACCGUGGAGCAGAAAUCCUUCAAGUCUGACAAGGGAAGUCUUCAAGUCUGAGACUGUUUAUUUUUUUCCCAGACGUUCAUGAAGAGCUGAGAUAACACUGUUUACCACAAACUAUAUACCUUGAAAAAAAUCAGCCAACAGCUUAGACUGGGCAGUUGAAUUUUUUAUUACGUUCUGUUUUUCUAAAUCAUGUUCGACAUAUCUUUUAAUAUGUUAUCAUGGUGGCAUACCUCUUAUGUUGAGUAUCUUAUGGGUGUGCUCUAUGAGAAGGAAUGGGAAAAUGUAGGUGACUGAUGCUACUGAGAGGGAGCCAUUUUGCCGGCUCAUUCAUGGUCAGCCAAGUUGUGAAACCUAAAAGGUGAAUAGAAGGAAAGCAAAAUACAGAAUAUCUAUGAGUGGCCACACCAUGAAGCCGGAAUUGGAUUUUCCAAAGAGUCCUUUCUUUCACUUUAACAUCAGAUACUACCCCCAAGAACACUGGGAAAAAGCCAGCUGUCAUGCAAUGUCUCCAUUACCCAAGGAGAGCCUGAGAGAGAUGCACUGGAAGACUUUCAAUCUGGACUUGGAGCCUCUGCUAAUAUCUGCCAUUAAGAUCUCUCUCAGGUGGUCAGGUUACGAUCAUGCUUUACAUAUAAAGAUGAGUGACUCACAAAGCAAACAGCACUUUUAAAAAUCUUUAUUUUGUAAUAUGUGUGUCCAAUUGGAUUGAAACUUGAAAGAAUGUCUCAUUUCAAAAAUAGUCCUUUCAAUACACUUGGCCCUUUCCUGUAGGCUCUACAGACCUUUUUGCCUUAUGAUAUCUAAAAUGUUUGUGAUUUCCAAUACAUCCCCGCAGAAUCUUUGUGACCAUAAUGGGAACAAACCCUAACAUGGAGCUAUCACAUGAACAAAUUCAUUGAAAUUCAUGGCUGUAAGAUGUUUAUUUGAAAUUUUGAUUCCUAUGGGCUUAAUCUUACUUUUAUCAAGAUUAUAUAUGACAGCUGUACACAUGUACUUUUAGACUAUCCAGUCUUAGCUACAGAAAUAAAAGAUUGUGUGUUGUGACCUUACAGGAGGGCGAGGGAGUGAAUGAUCAGAAGUUGGUUGACUCUCUUUUGAUGCUAACUUGUACUCAAAUUUCUCCAAUUUGUGCUACUGUGAAGAAUGAAUUUGAAUUAAGAAGUAAAUGUUUAUCAUGCCUGUGAAUGUGCAUAUGUGUGUUUUAGCAGGUAAAGCAAUGAAAAAAGCUUCUGAAAGUUGACCUGAUUACUAGGUUUAUGGAAGAGGGAAGUUGGGGACCUCUGUGGGUGUGGCAGAUAAGGUAUUAUGAUGGAGAAGGGAGGAGUCUGGCUUAGUGGCCUCCUAAAGACUAUUUAGCUAACAGCUCUUACCCUGAAAUGGAAAACUGGUGGCAUGAUGUCCGAAUGACUAACCCUAGCACACAUGGACUGAGCUCACACCAGGAAGCCAAUUGUUUUGAAUCAAAUUGACUGGCAAACUGACUAGACCUCAGUUUUGGAAGACAACUUCUGUUGCCUCCAUUGAAGGGACAGAAGACCCAUGAUCAGACAGUACCUUGACCAAAUUGAAUCAAAGAAAACCAUUAAAUAUAUUAUAGCCGAUAGAGCAUCCAGCCUAUUCCUGGUCCUUACCCUCCUUGUAUUUUUAAAAGAGAAAAAAACAUAGCAUGGAAUAAACUUGAUUGCUUAGAAAACUCCAUUUUGAAAUCCAGCUUUUUGGGAAAAAAAAAAAAUUUCUCCUAUAACUCAACUUGAACAGAAUGGCAGACUAGACAGAAAGAUCCCAGAGUACAGCUUACGUCCUUAAAGUACAGCAUAAAAACCAGAUCCCAUCUUCUUUGGACCUUUGAUUGAUGAAGAAAUGGUUUUAUUGCCAUCCAAGAAAGGAGGAAGACAAAGGACUUUCAAAUUCCCAGUGUAAUCCACUGUGUGUGUGAGCUUCCCGGUUUCAGUCACGUUACUCUUUGGAUGCUUUCAGCUUCACAAACCUCCAGCUAAUAUGUCUGACCAGAUUCUUUUCUGGCCUGGCAGUGACUCUCUUGGUCCCUCUCAUUCCUUUUUUGUGAAAGCAGGUGAAACUUCCCUCUCCUGUCCUCUUUCUCUUAUCCCAGGCCAGUCAAAAUCUAUGCUUGUAUAGACUCUGUGUUUAAAAGUGCCCUUACUCCUGCUCCUUCAUCAGGCCUGACCUGUGAACACAGUGAUUCAAAGAUUGUCUGCUCAGGUGUGUUAAAUGAUGGGUCUGCCAGACUUUCAGCCUUUUAAACAACCACCUUUUCCAUAGCCCAGGUGACUUCUUUCUACCACUUCUGACAAUAAACCCUUAGAAAAAAGGGUUAAAAUUGGUGAGACCUGCCUACUCUCUUGUGUUGGCACAUUCUAAAAGAGUUUAACAAAGUUCUUUAUGUUGUGCCCUGUGAACUUUCUUCCUCUUAAGUCCCUUGAGCAAGUACAUAUAAACUUUGGACAAAAAUCAGACAUUCUCUACAGCAAGGCAUUUUAAACUUUAUCCACUCACAGCCCCUUCAGUACUUCAGCCAUAUGGGGUUUGAGAAGCACUGCUCUACAGAGCUGGGUAACCUAGGAAAGUACAGUAUGCUACCUUAAUCCAAGCUUCUCUUAUGUUUGUGACAAAGGGUUUCUUUGUAAAUCUGAUCUUUUAUGUCAGGGCUAGAAUUGGCAUGGACAAGGUGUGGCAAGAUAUCCCAUAUCUUUUCAUAGGCCUAUAACUGUCCUGUGACUUUGAUGUAGGCUCCCCGCCCCCAAAAAGGACUUUGCCUGUGAAAAAAUGCCUCCUACUUAUCCUGCUUCCUUAAUUUUUCCACUGAGAUGAUCAUAAAUUACUGUGGUACUUACAAUCCCUAAUCCCAUUACUGGUCAUUUCUACAGUUUCCACUUGCUUACAGUGUUCUUAAUCCCCCCAAAAGCGAUGCCUCACCAUGACACCAUCUCAUGGAAGCAAAGAUGAAUACUUUCUUAACUUUUCUGGCCAGAAAUGUGUUUUCCUAAUUUUGUUAUAUUGAUUGAUUAGAACUACUGCUCUCUCCUUGCCCUCCUCACCCCACAACAGACACCAGACCUUAGUGGUGAGACUGACACACCAAAUGUAUUUCUAUAAAUGAUCCACAAAACUGGGAUCAACCCGCAGGCAGUAAUAAACCCUUUAAGUUUUUAUUUGGGACAUUCACUGGACUGAGGAGAGCACCAGAGGACCAAGUUCCAUUAAACCAGCCAGAGAGAGCUGUAGUUUGCUUACCAGGCUGCUACAGAAUCCAGGACUGUCUUCAGGUGUGUGCGUUUAGCCUUUUUGUGUGUGUCUACGCCCUGCUAACAGGUCAUAUGUACAUAUAUUAAGCCACUUAAUGCAUUAAAGUCCCUUCAUUACUUAGCAGAAGCCCUUGGCUUUAGAAAAGGUGAAGAGUGAUUGGACAAAAACGGGGGUCACAGUUCCUCCCUGCUAUUGGUCCUGAUCUCUACAUGCCCCAUCCCCAGCUUCCUUGGUUUCUCUCUUAUAGGUGCUCCCAACAGCAACUGUUGAUUGUUUGUUGUCGGCGGCAGAGUCACCAGAGUGUGCAGCCAGUCCCUGCCCCAACUACUAUUCCAUCCCAUGGUGAGAAGACACCUCAUCCUGUCAUCUCGAUGUAUAGUUUCAGAGUUAGGCCCUGCUUUCCAGACUCUAACCACACGAGGUAGCUCAGCCAGGAAGAGUCUCACUUAAUCUUCAUACAUCUCAGGAGUCUUCUGACAUUUUUGGAAUCAGGAUUAGUGGUAGAUGGAGAGGGUCAGGAAAAUCAGAAACAGCCCUCAUUGGAGUCCCGAAUUCUGUUGCCCAGGAAGGUCCAAGAGCAAGUAUGUUUUGUUCUUAUUUAUUUUUUUGUUGAACGGCAUUAUCCCGUGUAGACAAACGUUUGGCAUAAGUCUCCCGUGUGAAUUUAGUUUGAAAUGCUACUACUGCAUCUACAGAGACCAAGGAAGAGCCCAGCCCCCAACAAAAAGUACUCAACUUUCUCUAGGAAAUAAUCGCUCACGUUUUACAGCUGAUCUGAUGUUUAGGUGCAACCUUUGUAGAUACUUGUGUCUUGUUAAUAAAAUCGAAUUUACACUGGCAUGGGUCAUGUAGUUUAUAAAAGACAUUUGACAGUCGCCAAUUUUUUUAGUUCCUUAGGAAAUUUCUAGUAAUUUAAAUGUAUAGUUUUGUAACCUUUUAUGUAUGUUAAUCUUUUCUCAGUGUUACCACUUGGAGAGUUCUUAGUUUCUUAAACUGUAAUUGGUUAUUUGUGCUGUGACACACAGGUUUGUUGACUGCAGCAAUAAAAUAUUUCUAUGAAAA
Trichosurus vulpecula (common brushtail) is the source of this 6623-nucleotide messenger RNA. RefSeq names its product membrane associated ring-CH-type finger 8 (gene MARCHF8). The transcript is spliced from 9 exons. Gene Ontology annotation, cellular component: late endosome membrane; early endosome membrane; cytoplasm. The record is from RefSeq and is a predicted model, not a curated record. Bases 605 to 2326 code for a protein of 573 amino acids. Lineage: Eukaryota; Metazoa; Chordata; Mammalia; Diprotodontia; Phalangeridae. Gene Ontology annotation, biological process: antigen processing and presentation of peptide antigen via MHC class II; immune response; protein polyubiquitination. Gene Ontology annotation, molecular function: zinc ion binding; MHC protein binding; ubiquitin protein ligase activity.